AUGUUUUCACGAGUGUCGGAGCAAAUGUUCAGAAAAAGCAUGCUCCUCAAAAGUGAAAUCGACAUUUGUUCCAGAAUAAUUAAUCUGUCGGUGUGCGUCUUCCGGCGGGAUCCACCUCCGAAUCGCUUGAUCGCACACUUUCAUUCGACAUGCCAGUGCGUCCAUUCCUCCUCGGUUGUCUCCGAGUGGACCGGCCAAACGGGGCUCGACUACAGCCGGACCAGUCGCCGUUCGGUGCCAACGAAGAAGCCGUGUCGUCGCUUAUUGGCUGGCCAGUUGUAG
This is a messenger RNA of Protopolystoma xenopodis, 282 nucleotides long. Lineage: Eukaryota; Metazoa; Platyhelminthes; Monogenea; Polystomatidea; Polystomatidae. The record is from the annotation of a GenBank genome assembly.